GAUGAAUGAUGAAGACACUCAUGUGGGAGAUGAAGAAAUGGAGAAAGAUGGGAACUUGAUUCUUUCAUGUGGGGGAGGAUCAGGAUCAUCAACAUCGCAGGUUUGUUGCCAAGUUGAGAAUUGUGGUGCACAAUUUACCAAUUCCAAACAGUACUAUCGCCGUCACAAGGUUUGUGAAGUUCAUGCUAAGGCUCCAAUUGUUGCUGUUGCUGGUCUUUGGCAGCGGUUUUGUCAGCAAUGCAGCAGGUUUCAUGAGAUAUCUGCUUUUGAUGAAGCUAAAAGGAGUUGCCGUAGACGAUUAGCUGGACAUAAUGAGCGGCGCAGGAAGAACCCAUUUGAGAAUCAAGGAGAAGGAUCUGCUUGAAGUAUUAAAAAUUGGUUCUUUCAUUAUUCUUCAUGCUUUUGCCCUCUAUCUUCUGUCAACAUUAUUACUAUCAUGUAAGGUUAUCUAAUAAGUUUCAAGCUUCACUGUGAAAGCUUCUGGUUUAAUCCAGGUUCUUCUCUUUUCCUACUUUGACAAUAAUUACAUCAUAAUUUUUAUUA
Impatiens glandulifera is the source of this 543-nucleotide messenger RNA. Its product is annotated as squamosa promoter-binding protein 2-like. The coding region runs from base 2 to 364 and encodes 120 amino acids. The transcript is spliced from 2 exons. Gene Ontology annotation, cellular component: nucleus. Lineage: Eukaryota; Viridiplantae; Streptophyta; Magnoliopsida; Ericales; Balsaminaceae. Gene Ontology annotation, molecular function: DNA binding. The record is from RefSeq and is a predicted model, not a curated record.